Paramecium sonneborni is the source of this 1000-nucleotide messenger RNA. NCBI's taxonomy places the organism in Eukaryota, Ciliophora, Oligohymenophorea, Peniculida, Parameciidae. The record is from the annotation of a GenBank genome assembly.
AUGGAUAAUCGUCGAAAACCACAAAGCUAUCAUCGUUAGAGAACUGGAAUAUUAAUAAAUAAUAAACAGCCUAUAAGAAAGAAGUCACAGAAAAAAACAUACUCAAAAGCAAUUCAUCCCUUAAAUUUACAUACAAGAGCAAUGUCUUAAAAAAACUUAGAUUUUAUAUCUUCAGAAAGGUAAUAUCCUGAAAUAUGUGUAAGUUCAGAGUCUUCAAGAGAGAUGAUGAUUGAAGAUAACAAAAGCUGUUGCUGUUUCGAUUGCAGUAAACCAAAUAAGAAAAUGAAAAGUCUUUAAAAGAAAUUCGGUUUGUUUCGGACAUAAAUGUCAAUAGUUAAAUAGUAGAGAUUACACAUAAGAUUUCAGAAUGCAGUUUAUUGCAUUAUCUAUUUAAUUCAAAAGAGAAGAAAACAACGAUUGUUAGAUAAACAGAAGAAAAUGUUUAGAUAUAAAACCAAAGUAUUCAUUGAUGGCUCACCCCUCUUUCCUCCACAAUAAUAACAUCUAGUUAAUUUACAUGAUGAAAAACAUUAAGUGAAUUAACAUUCGCAAUCUAUUUAGGCUAAAAUUUUUGAUUAAAGACAUAAAUAAAGAUAAUCAGUAAGAAUAUAUUUGUAAUAAAAAUUACAUGAUAAAGGUAAUAGUAAGUAUUCACCAUUUAGAUUCGCAAAUAACAUUACCAAAGAUUUCAAAAUUCAAUUAGACCACUUAUACUAAUAUUCAACCCUUAAGAUUCCCAAAAACUGAAGAAUAAAAAUCACCAAGAUAUUCUACUUAAUUAAAAAUAUAUCAUCAUACUGAACAUAGCCCUUCUGCCAUCUAACAUUCUCCUUAUUUAAAUCAUCUAACUUCACGUAAUCCUACUGAAACUGUCAUUUAAUCCUCUUUCAGUAAAACCUCUAGACCAUUAACUAAGAGUAUUUAAUCAGAAAUACUUACUCAAAAACAUUAAUUUCAUUAAAGAAAGAAUACAGCUGCUACAUUAAAAGGAUUAAUUUGA